Messenger RNA from Gloeophyllum trabeum ATCC 11539, 773 nucleotides. RefSeq names its product Asp f 13-like protein. The transcript is spliced from 2 exons. The coding region runs from base 71 to 490 and encodes 139 amino acids. The record is from RefSeq and is a predicted model, not a curated record. Lineage: Eukaryota; Fungi; Basidiomycota; Agaricomycetes; Gloeophyllales; Gloeophyllaceae.
GUCAUACAACAUCCAGUUCCACACAACACCUCCUAAGUCCGCUAACGAAUCCCUUCUCGCACGAAUCGUCAUGAAGUUCACUAGCGCCGUCGUCACUCUCACCGCCGCCCUUGUCUCCUCCGUAGGCGCGGUCACCGUCUCCUGGGACUCCGCAUACGACAAUAGCGGACAGUCCCUCGCUACGACCGCCUGCUCGGACGGGCCCAACGGCCUGCAGACCAAGGGUUUCACCACCUUUGGCUCGCUCCCCGACUACCCCUACAUCGGGGGCGCGUCCGCCGUCGGCGCCUGGAACUCACCCAGCUGCGGGAGUUGCUGGGAGUUGACGUACAACGGCAAGACGAUCACGGUGCUCGCGGUCGACCAUACCGAUGAUGGGUUCAACCUGUCCGAGGCGGCCAUGAACGAUCUGACGGACGGGAAUGCCCAGCAGUAUGGGCGCGUGGACGCCCAGGCGACGCAGGUUGAUGCGUCGCAGUGUGGUCUGUAAAGACCCGUCUGCAGGAUGACUUGGUGUUCUGCCACGACACGACAUGGACUUCAUGAACGGACUUGCAUGGACUUCGCAGCAUUACGGACUUGUACUGCAAUCAUGAAUCAUGGGAUGUAGUUGUUUUUGUUCCAAUGGCAUUUGCAGAGUGUUCGCGGUAUCACCUAACCACUGUGAAGCGAACUUUGUCUGAGCAAAACAUUGGCCAAAGCUUAUUUCUCUCCGAUGCCUUAGCCAACCCACCCUACGAUGGAACAGCAAGUCAUUGUCUUUUGUGGCAUUG